This is a messenger RNA of Arabis nemorensis, 576 nucleotides long. The record is from the annotation of a GenBank genome assembly. NCBI's taxonomy places the organism in Eukaryota, Viridiplantae, Streptophyta, Magnoliopsida, Brassicales, Brassicaceae.
AUGGAAGAUGGUUUUGAAAAGAUAAGCAGUAUGUUUGGUGGGUAUGAAACAAGGCUCAAGGCUAUGGAAUUGUUUGUGAACUCUCAGGGAUGGAAUGAUAGGAAUGAUUUUGGUGUUGAUGAAUAUCGUCCUCGAUCUAGGUUUUGGAAUGAUGGUGAUUGCUCUGGUGGUGGUAGUGGACAGAAGAAUCCAUUAGAGAAGGAUCUGAAGACUGGACUAGAGAAGGAUCCAUAUGAGAAGGAUCCAUAUGAGAAGGAUCCAUUUGAGAAGGAUCCAUCUGAUAAGGAUCCAGAGAGUAGAGUGGAGAAGGAGACACAGGCAAAAGCUGAAGUGAAGAAGGAAGCCGAGAAAUUUGUGGAGAGUGGAGGGAUAAGGAGGGAGAGGCAGAAGCUGAGAAGGGGGAAGGGAGUGAAAUGGAGAAGGAGCCAGAGGCAGAAGCUUAGAAGGGGGAGGGGAGUGAAGUGGAGAAAGAGUCAGAGGCAGAAGCUGAGAAGGGGGAGGGGAGUGAACAGCACUAAGGACUCCUUACAUGGCCCCGAAGUCACCAAAGAAGAAGAAGAUGAAUUGAAGAACUGA